AUGGAUUUCUGUAAUUUUUUUUUCUGCCUGGCGGUGUGUCGCUGUUCAAGCACACUCUGGUGUGUGCUGCUGCUGCUGCUGCUCCUCCUCCUCCUGCUGCUGCCGCUUGUGCCCCACGGCAUGUGCUUGUCUCUUCCUUCUUCUCGCAUCCUGAUCUUUUUAUUCUGCCAGCUGCUGUGCAUUGGCUGCGUUGCCAUCGAGUGUGCUUGCAGCUGCAAUAUGGACCUAGGACCGUCAGCAUCAAGGCCGACCACGGAGCCACGCACGCCACAGGAUCGGCUGCUGGUGGGAGGCAACGGGAGGGGGAGGGACGAUUGCACUUUUCGCUGCCUGUUAUGCUGUAGCACGCGCGAGGGGCGUCGACGCCAGCUGCCGCCAGAAUGA
Messenger RNA from Trypanosoma grayi, 384 nucleotides. RefSeq lists its product as hypothetical. Bases 1 to 384 code for a protein of 127 amino acids. Lineage: Eukaryota; Euglenozoa; Kinetoplastea; Trypanosomatida; Trypanosomatidae. The transcript has a single exon. The record is from RefSeq and is a predicted model, not a curated record.